UAUAAAAGCAGAUUUUUUAAAAAUGAAUUUAAUUUCAUUACUUUUAUUUAUAUAUUAAUAUAUAUUGAUUAUAUUUUUUAUAAAUAAUAAUUUCUAAAUAGAUAUAUAUAUAUAUAUAUGUAUGUAUAUUCAUAUUUUUUUUCUUAUACUUUUAAUGUAUUAUAUAAAGCAUUAUUAUUUUACAGUAAAAAACAAAUGUGUAUUUUAUUUUUAAUUUUUUUUAAUUUUUUGAAAUCUUAAAAUUAUUUAUUACUUUUUUAAUAUAUUAAAAGAAAAAUAAAAAUUAUUUUUAUCAUUACAACUAUUAUUUAAUUCCCGAAUUACUUGAAUAAAUAAAUUACGAUUAGAAACGGAAUGUUUAAAAAUGGAUGUAUAUAUCUGAAAAGCAAGGAUGCGGAUCUUAUUUCAAUAACCAAUGGUGUUAUAGUUACAAAAGAAAGAAGAUAUGUUCUCAUUUUGAUAGUAUGACUUUAAGAGUUUUCAGGUGUGGUACAUUCAAGUGUAUUCGUAUGUACUGUUCGAUCGAAUAUGACUCGUCAAUGGUAUAAACAAACGCUUGAAUUUUAUCGAGAUGUGCAUUAAUUUAAUCAUCUAUACGUGUGACGAGUUUAUUUCAACUUAUAUUCAUCAUAAAAAAUAACAGUGUAUCUGAAUUUUUCGAGUCUGGAAAAUUUUAGAGUGUUAUAGAUUCAAUUUGUUCAUAAUGAUUUAGAAAUUGAUAUAAAGUGCGGUAGUUUCAAAGACUGUUCUAUUCUGAAUAUAGAAUCAUUUUGUUAAUUUUAGGGAUAGUAAAUAUUUCUGUCAAAAUUAAAUAUAAGGAUGCCUGCACCACCUCCACCUCCACCUCCUAUUUUCAAUACAUCUGGAUCUAAUGUAGGAAGUCAAGAUAGAAAUUUACUUCUUCAAUCAAUUAGAGCUGGAAAAACCUUAAAAAAAACUAUAACAAUAGAUAAAAGUGCACCUAUAGUUAGUGGUAGAGUAAAAACUGAAUUAGGAAACUCUUCUUCCUUGAAUAUCAAGGAAAAUAAUUCUAAUGUAGUUAACAGCAGCAUUAAUGCAAAUAAUGGAGGACCUAUAGGAUUAGGUGGAUUAUUUUCUAGUGGUAUGCCUAAAUUGAAACCUAUAGGAUCUAGAAUGACUUCAAGUGAAAAGAAUACUAACAAUAUAAAUAAUAUAAACUUGAGUCAAACAACUGUCCCUAGUAUAAAAAGAGGUCCACCUCCAGUUCCACCACCAGCUACUCAAAAGCCACAAAUAUUUGCUCAGAAAACAAAUUCAAUAUCAGGACAAAAUACUACAGAUUAUAGUAGUUCAAAUACUGAAACAUCUAAAGGAUUUGGAAAACCUACUCUUGCACCAAAACCACCUUCCACAUCCUCAUCUGCAUUGCACAAACCAUCACCACCUCCUAAAAAAUUAAAUUUAACUACUGGAGGAAGUGUGUCAAGAGCACAAAGUAUGCGAUUACCUAGAUCACCUCCUGUGCUUGCUCCAACUCCAUCUUCUCUUCAUCAGUCUCAAGAUUGCCUAAAUGAAACCCAACCAAGACCUACAAAUCGAAUACUUAGACCUCCAAUCGCGAAACCUCCAUCUCCUCCAACUUCUAGAACAAAUAAUAAUACAAUUACUACUGCAACUAGAGUAGCACCACCACCACCUUCUAGAAUAACUGUUAGUGCUCCAUGUAUACCACCUCCACCUCCUCCUCUUCCUCAUCGUCCAACUCCUACUCAUCAAAGAUUGGCUCCACCACCACCACCACCACCAACACCACCUACAAGAAGUUCUUCUAUGCGCAAUGGACAGACAGUGAAUAUUUUAGAUUUAGAGCUUCGAUUUGCAGAUAUGUUUCAUUCUGUUGCAAAUUUUCCAUCGCCAGAACCAUUUAAAGGAUUUACAAAAAUCUACAGUAGCAGAAAUGCUGCAAAACAGCAAGCUCCUGCGCCACCAAUGUCUUCUAUAUCCAAUACAAUGGUACCAUUAAACACAUCAUCCGGGGGUUAAUUGUGACAAUACAGUACUUUUUUGGCAUAUUAAAAGUUUACGAAUAAUUUGUUAUAUUUAUUAUAUUGUAUGAUUAGUGAAUAAUUUUUAAAAUAUUACAACGAAAGAAAAAUUUAGAUCAACAAAAAAAAACGGAAUAAAAGUAUUAAAACCAUUACAUAUUAUAAAGUAUUCAACAUAUUAAGUUCAUAAAGAAUAACAUAUCGAUUUUAGUAUUUUUCAUAGUUAUAUAUUUUUCUUAUAAAUCGCAGUAUAUUAUACUGUGUUAAAUUAAACAAAAAAUUAUUUUUAAAAAAAUAACUGAAUUUAUACAUAAAUAAUUGAUCAUGUAAAUCAUGUAUAUCAAUGUAAUGUUUUGAACGGUUUUAAUAAGGAUAGAAUCUUAUAUAUCUUUAUUUAUAACAACGAUUUUUUAUUAACUAAUAUACAAUAUUAAAUAUCAGAAUUCUUUUAGAUAUAAUUUAUUUUAGCUGGCAGUUAAACGAUGUGAAACUUUCUUAAUUCUAUUGUUAAAUCGAAGACUCAGUCUAUUUUGCAAAUUUUAUGUUAAUAAACAAUGAUUUUUCAUAGCUCUUUCAUAGCUUUAUUUAAAAUAGACAAUAUAAUCUCCACAGCAUCGAUAAACAAAUCAAAAAUAUUCGUUAUCCCAAUAUAAAAAUAAAUAUUUUUAUUUUCUUGCAAGCUUCGAAUUAAUUGAAACUUUCACAUCGAUAAUUUAACUCGAAAAAAUGCAAAAAUUCAUAAUACAAUUAAAAUAAUUUUUACAUUUCGAGUUCUUUUUCAAUAAUCUUACGAUAUUCGUCAAAACCUCCUUCGAUGCAUCGAACAGAACCUUCAGCACAUACCCAAAGUUCAGUGCAUACCAUGCGAAUUAAUCUUUCAUCAUGCGAAACUAAUAUAACACCUGCCUGAAAGAUUUAUUAAAAAAAAUUGUAAUAUAAUUUAAAAUAGAAACAAAUAAAUUAAAAAGAAAAGUUUUUACCUGA
Molecule: messenger RNA, 2990 nt
Organism: Apis cerana (Asiatic honeybee)
Lineage: Eukaryota; Metazoa; Arthropoda; Insecta; Hymenoptera; Apidae
Product: WAS/WASL-interacting protein family member 3
Biological process (GO): actin filament polymerization
Cellular component (GO): actin filament
Molecular function (GO): actin binding
Source: RefSeq, a predicted model, not a curated record